AUAUAAUAAUUGAUUUUGGUUUACAGCAAAAAAAAGAAGAGUUAAUAGUGGCGUGAGAAAGAGAAAAGAGAGGAAGAGGAUGAAUGAAACGGUACUGCGGGAAUGGUUCAAUCGAGUUGACUCGGAGAAUAGUGGAAGCAUAACCGCGCUCCAACUCCAGUCAGCUCUAGGUAAGGGAAACCUGGAAUUUUCCCUCUCAGUUGUUGAGCAGAUGAUCAGGAUGUACGAUUUUGACAGGAAUGGUACCAUGAGUUUUCAAGAAUUCGUUGCUCUCAACAACUUCCUUCUUAAGGUUCAACAUGCAUUUUCUGAUCUAGAAAGGGGUCGUGGUUUCCUUCUACCUGAUGAUGUCUUUCAGGCCGUAGUGAAAAUUGGCUUCAUGCUGGAUUCUCCUGCUUUUUACUCUGUCUGUGAGAGCUUUGAUCAAAGUAAAAAUGGGAGGUUUCGGCUGGAUGACUUCAUAUCACUCUGUAUAUUCUUACAAUCAGCUCGGAAUUUAUUUACUUCAUUCGAUACCGCGAAACAGGGCAGAAUUACUCUCGAUCUGAAUCAGUUUGUCUAUUGUACUGCCAAUUGUAGGAUAUGAUUGGACUAUAUGGUGACUUGUGAAGAUGAUUUUCAAAUAUUUGAAGACAAUGUUAGACCAAGUUUAAGUUGUGUUGUACCAGUAUCAGAUUCAAAGGACACUUUAAGCUUGCGCACUGGGUGCCAAAGAUAGAGUACUUUUUCUUUUUGAUGUUGUUAUUUUGUUUAUGGAACUAGUUUUCACGGAUAAACACAAGUAUCAUACAAAAUUUGGUUUUAUAAUA
Molecule: messenger RNA, 809 nt
Organism: Vicia villosa (hairy vetch)
Lineage: Eukaryota; Viridiplantae; Streptophyta; Magnoliopsida; Fabales; Fabaceae
Exons: 10
Coding region: 80-586 (168 amino acids)
Molecular function (GO): calcium ion binding
Source: RefSeq, a predicted model, not a curated record